Caenorhabditis remanei is the source of this 1032-nucleotide messenger RNA. RefSeq lists its product as uncharacterized. Gene Ontology annotation, molecular function: protein binding. The transcript has 4 exons. Lineage: Eukaryota; Metazoa; Nematoda; Chromadorea; Rhabditida; Rhabditidae. The record is from RefSeq and is a predicted model, not a curated record. Bases 1 to 1032 code for a protein of 343 amino acids.
AUGGGUGCAAAACAAUCUCAGGAAAGAAAAUCAUAUUUAGAAGACUAUCCCGACCCCCUUGGGCAUUUCACAUCGAUAUAUAACAUUGAAAACAUCAGUUCCAUAGUCGCAAAUAGACACCAAAACUCAUUGACAACUGCGAAAUGGUUUGUCAAAAUGAAUAUUCAUUUCACACAUGGUAUACGGAUGCCGGAGGGAAUGGAAGACUCACUUUUUCUAGUCAUUUACUGUGGAGUCUUGUGUACAAAUUCCAAAUAUUGGAGAAUAAAGGCCAAUGUGAAAUUCGUUUUACACGAUUUGAAUGAUGUACAAAACUCGGUGGAAUACCAUUAUGGGGAUGUAUGGUUUGAUAACUACAAUCACGAGAUGCCAGUAAUUUAUCAAGAUACUAAUAUUAGUUUGGACAGUCUUCUAAAUGAAAAUCUUGGAUUUGUGAAGAAUAACGAGAUGAAAAUGAGUACGGAUAUUCGAGUUUUGAAAGUAGAAGGAUUCCACCAACCAACUGUUGUCAAUUAUAGAGUACCUCCAACUGAUCCGUUUUAUCAACUGAUUUUUGCAUAUCCAAAUGAGAACUUAUAUGUCAAUAAGGAGAUGUUGAAUGCCCAUUGCAUAUUGGAAUCUCAUCAUACACAGGUCCGUGAUCUCGACGAGAUAAAGUUCAACAGACCAUCACCUGGAGAGAUUGAAGAGUUUUUAGAUUGUAUUUAUGGCUUUCCAAUACCGUCAAUCUCUCGCGGAACGCUUCCCUUUUUUCUUAGAAAUGCCAAAAGUCUUAGACUGAGAUCACUGGCACAAAGAGCAGCUCAAACUAUUGUCAAUGAUAAGGCAGUUGAUGUAUUCACUAAAGCGGAAGUGAUCAUUGCGGUUGAUUUUGAUAUGAGAAGAGUUGUUCAUGCCUGGCUGAAUAAAAAGAAAUCGAUCAGUAAAAAUGAUUUGGAAGAUUUUAAUAUCGAGAAGAUGUCCGGAGAGACAAUAAAGGCUAUUGUGAAGAGAGUUCUCAAGUUCGGUGGAUGGGAGAAAGAAGAAGAAUGA